Messenger RNA from Sesamum indicum (sesame), 2461 nucleotides. Its product is annotated as Ran-binding protein in the microtubule-organising centre protein. The record is from RefSeq and is a predicted model, not a curated record. NCBI's taxonomy places the organism in Eukaryota, Viridiplantae, Streptophyta, Magnoliopsida, Lamiales, Pedaliaceae.
AAUCCACACUUUCUCAUCAAUACCACUAUAUAUAAACCCACACCCCUAAAAAAGGAUAAAAAGCAAUACUUCGUGAAGAUGAAAAUCUACAAAAAAAUAGCCAGUCUUACGAGAUUCUAGAUGCAAUGGAUUCCCCAGUGAAUUGGGAAGCACUGGAUGCCCUCGUCAUCGACUUCGCCAAGUCCGAGCGAUUAAUCGAUCACUCCUCGCCUCCCUCUUCUCCUCCCCCCUCCUCCUCAUACAGGUGGCGCCUCCUGAUUUGCCAGAUCAGGCGCUUCCUCGAGUCCGGCGACAUUGACUCCGCCACCGACCUCCUCCGGACCUACGCUCCCGCUGUACUCGAAGAUCAUCGCCUUCUCUUUCGUUUACAGAAGCAGAAAUUCAUCGAGCUUUUAAGGAGAGGAACUAACGAGGAUCGGGAUUCUGCCAUCAAGUGUGUCCGCACAUCUCUUGCGCCGUGUGCAUUAGAUGCCUAUCCGGAAGCGUAUGAGGAAUUUAAGCAUGUUCUUCUUGCCUUCAUUUAUGACAAAGAUGAUCAGACGUCACCAGUGGUAAAUGAGUGGUCCGAAAGAAGAAGGUUUGAGAUUGCAGGGUUGCUAUCUUCUGUUUUACGUGCCCAUUUACAUGCAUAUGAUCCUAUCUUUUCGAUGACUUUGAGAUAUUUAAUAAGCAUCCACAAGGGAUUUUGCCUUCGUCAAGGAGUUUCUUCGCCCAUAACUGAUCUUACUGAGAGGUUGCUUCUUGAGGAGCGUGACCCUCCUGCAACACCGCAAGAAAGUUUGUUUGAGGCACCUCCAUUUGACGAGGUUGACAUACAAGCCCUUGCUCAUGCAGUGGAGCUCACUAGACAGGGUGCAGUAGAUAGCUUGAGGUUUGCCAAGGGUGAUUUACACCAGGCAUUUCAGAAUGAAUUGUGCCGGAUGAGAUUAGAUAUUUCUGUGCUUGAUGAACUUGUUCACGAGUAUUGCGUUUAUAGGGGUAUCGUGGACUCUGGUUCUAUAAAUUCUAGUGAAGCAACAGGAUCCCAAGUUACAGCUGAAGUGGCAAUUGUUGAUCAGUCGGAUCCAGGCAGUACCUUGUCUGAAAAUUGUUCGAUUGGUUCUGACAGUGAUAUGUCAGUAAGCAGUGCUCACACGGAAGGUUCUCAAAGUAAAAUGGAUCUGGUGAGCACACAAAAUGCUGAUAUGGAGGUGCGCUAUCCCUGUGAUACAACUAAUCUUAACAAGGACUGUAGCACCAGCAGAACACGUCGACCUGAAGACAGGAAAGUUAUUCAAAGAAACAGAAGUCCUGGGCCUGGAGAGAGGGGCAAGCGCAAACGGUGGAGGGGGAGAAAUGAGAAUAUAGAAAUUGUUUCUGAAGCUCUAACAGGGAGCUGCAAACAUGAUGAUUUUAAGAAGUCGUCUAUGAUGCACAAUGCAAACAAUAGAGUGGACAAGUAUGAUAUUGUACUGGGCAUGAAGGAAUUAGCAAGCAAGGGAAUGGCCAGUGAGGUAGUUGAAGAAAUAAAUGCUCUGGAUCCAGAUUUUUUCACUGAAAACCCAAUAUUGCUCUUCCAACUGAAGCAGGUUGAAUUCUUUAAGCUUGUCCAAGCUAGUGAUCACUCUGGUGCAUUGAAGGUUGCCUCAUCUCAUUUGGGUCCUUUGGCAGCUAAAGAUUCAGCUUUGCUUAAGCCCUUGAAAGAGACAUUGUUGGCUUUGCUCAGAUCAACUGAAGAACCAAUUGGCAGACACUUAUCCUUGGACGCCCUUGCAACUUCACUCCAGGUUGCUGUUGGUAGGAGGUUAGGCAUUGAAGAACCCCAGCUUAUGAAAAUUAUUAGGGCCACCCUCCACAGUCAUAGUGAAUGGUUCAAGCUUCAAAUGUGUAAAGACCAGUUUGAAGGUCUUUUGUGGAUCAAUUCCCUGAAAGAGCUUGGUAGUCAUUUGCUAGGAGAUGCUGCUUCCAAGUCCACUGUUGAUUCUUGCACUCAGGGAUCUUCACAAGUUACGAUAUGCUCCAGCAAUAUGAGGAUGCAAGAAGAUGGCAGCAGUCCUAAUCAAAUCUCGUCCACUGAUAUUGGAUGUGAUGAAAAUUCGAUACUCAAAGUUAUGGAAUUUCUUGCUCUACCCAGAGCAGAUGCCAUCCAUCUCCUUGCCCAGUAUAAUGGAAAUGCUGAAACUGUGAUUCAGCAGAUAUUUGCGUAGGUCACAGUGUUUGUACAUGUAUGGUCCAGUCCUAAUUAUUUAAUUGGUCUGGUUAUUUAUUUUAUUACAGACUUCACUUUUCUGUAUUUAUGCCUAUUAGAUGAAUAGGGAUACCCCCAGGGUUGUGAACACAGAAAAUGAUACCUGUCCGUGGGGGGAGAAUACCGUGUUUAUUAUUCUUUUAAGGCUCUGCUGAAUAAGACUGCAAAAGUAAUUAUUCCUUGUUCUCCUCCAGACUUUUAAGACCUGUCCAUUAAGCAUAAACAUGUUUUGUA